Messenger RNA from Salvia miltiorrhiza (redroot sage), 1268 nucleotides. RefSeq lists its product as uncharacterized. NCBI's taxonomy places the organism in Eukaryota, Viridiplantae, Streptophyta, Magnoliopsida, Lamiales, Lamiaceae. The transcript is spliced from 2 exons. The record is from RefSeq and is a predicted model, not a curated record. Bases 310 to 1071 code for a protein of 253 amino acids.
AGGUAAGAGAAGACUUUUUUUCUUUUGGAAGGUCUUGUGGAUUCCAUAUAUAAUACUCAAUUUCCUUUUUUUUGUAUUCUGUUUCACAAUUAUGAUUUUGAAUGUGAAUUGAAUAGGCUGUUUUUAUUCAGUAAGGUCGCUUGCUGAUUUCUUGUCUUUUAUUGACCUUGUCACUCUAUAUAACCAUCAAAUUCUUGUCUCUCAUCAAAACUCCCUCUCCUCCAAAACAUUGUUUUCUUCUGCAACAUUUCACUUCUCAAAACAUAUAAAAGUUUAAGAUACUUUUAGAGAGAGAGAGAGAGAGAGAGAAUGGGAGAGAUGGCUUCUCUUUGGUGUUAUGCAGAGCAUGGUGAAAUUGAUCAACUGGGGCAGAAGCUUCUGUACACGAGUCUGGAACUGGAGAAGCUGAAAUCCGAAGCCAUGGAAGAAAUGCGGAAGAACAAAGAAUACGUGAAUCAACUCAUCCAGCUCCUCAAAUGCGCCAUCGAAGAGCGAGACGAAGCAAGGAAGCAGCUCGACAAACUCAUCGGCGCCGGCGCCGACAUCUUCCCCUAUUUCCAAGGCGGCGGCGGAGACAGCUCUCUGCUCAAGCCGGCGAAGGCCAAUUCGAGCAUAACCGAAUCCAACAGCCUCUCCGACACGCACAACUACCACUCCCCCUUCGACGCCGCCGCCGUCUCCUCGCCGCCGAUCAGCUUUGUCCAGCAGGACUCCGCCGUCGAUCGGGCGUCGUUGGUGGUCGAUAACCUCUCCAAGGGGAGGCUUCUGCCUCCCAAGGGGAUGCUUCUGCAGGCGGUCCUUCAAGCGGGGCCGCUGCUGCAGACGCUGAUGGUGGCGGGCCCGCUGCCGCGGUGGCGGAACCCGCCGCAGAUGCACCCGUUUCAGAUACCGCCGGUCGGCAUCAAAGGCGGCGGGGCGGAGUUCGCUUCCCAGCAGGGUAGUUCGAUUUUGUCGGAUUUUGGUGAUUUGAAUUAUGGGAAUAAUAAUAAUGCUUCUUUGAUAUCGCCUGCGGCGGUUAGUAGUAAUGGCGGCGGCUGCUUCCGGUUGCCCAAACGCCAGAGGUUCUGUUGAAGUUAUACUCAUUAAUUAAUUAAUUAAUUAUAUAUAUAUAGUUAGACCGAACAAUUUUUUGUAUAAUUAGGAGAUGGAGGAGUACUGCUGUAAAUGGAUUAUUACUUUAUUUCAUUUUAUUGCUUUUCUUCAAAUAUGUGGUAUAUUUUUGGUGUUUUAUUUCACUCGUAAUGCAAUUAGAUAUCCGGAUUUGAGUA